Messenger RNA from Penicillium soppii, 435 nucleotides. RefSeq lists its product as uncharacterized. NCBI's taxonomy places the organism in Eukaryota, Fungi, Ascomycota, Eurotiomycetes, Eurotiales, Aspergillaceae. The coding region runs from base 1 to 435 and encodes 144 amino acids. The transcript has 2 exons. The record is from RefSeq and is a predicted model, not a curated record.
AUGAAGGCUACUUCUAUGAUUGCUCUUAUCCUUGCAGCUGCCACAUCUACUCUUGCUGCACCCACCCCAGCUCUAAAGCCGCUAGAACUCACCAAUCUCAACGCUGGCAUCUACAGUGCAUCUAUGCCCACGACUGCCCUCUUCUCAUUUGGCCUGAAAGACCCAAACACUAAUACCGAAACUACAUGCUCAGGCUAUUGGUCCAUUGGCAUGGCCGGAAAUAAGAGCUAUGACUGCUCCGAUAAGGCAUACCAGCUUCACCUCUUGAACGGAAUCUAUGAUAUCGAAAACUUCGAUCUUGGAGUAUCUCGCACCGACCGCUCUGUCACUGGACAGUCGACUGUCAAAGGAGAGGCGUGGAAAUGCGAAAAGCAGCAAUCCCCUCUAGAAGAGUGCAAGUGGGAUGGUGUUUUCAAAAUCGACGUGGCUGCUUGA